Nicrophorus vespilloides is the source of this 2711-nucleotide messenger RNA. It is a transcript of the gene MED16, whose product is annotated as mediator of RNA polymerase II transcription subunit 16. Gene Ontology annotation, molecular function: protein binding. Lineage: Eukaryota; Metazoa; Arthropoda; Insecta; Coleoptera; Silphidae. Gene Ontology annotation, cellular component: mediator complex. Gene Ontology annotation, biological process: positive regulation of DNA-templated transcription. The transcript has 12 exons. The record is from RefSeq and is a predicted model, not a curated record. The coding region runs from base 241 to 2640 and encodes 799 amino acids.
UAAGCCAACUGUGGAUGAAGCACAUAUUAUUACAUUAAUACAUAAAUACAUGAAUUUCAAGGACAACGAUAAAAAACAUAAAUAUUAGUAGGACAUGUUUGUAAAUAGUUUUGCAUAGCGAAUAUUUGCCGAUUUAAUAACGAAGAUAUAAAUAAGUAAACAAAAACUAAUUCAAUUUAAUUUUCAAAGCUUUACUGGAAUAGUUCAAGCUGGUUCAAGUAAAAGUAACAUUUUAAGAUUAUGGAUUAUUUGUUCUGCAUAAAGAGAAAACCUAGUAAGGGUUGUCCUGAUUUGAAUGAAGCAUUAAUUACAACAAUCAGCAGUAAUAAUGUUAUUGCAUUUACCACACAAACUGAAAUUGAAGAUAACUCAAUAAGAAGUUAUGGUUCUCAUGUAUAUGUAGCUGAUUUGAAUACACCAUGGCUAUCGCACAAGAUCUUAUCAAAUGCAUGUUUAGUCACAGUACUUCAAUGGGACAGUACUGGAGAGCUGUUGCUUAUGGCAGAUGAAUCUGGCUCUAUUCAAAUUUAUCAAAUGAAGGAACAUGUAUUAAAUGAAUGGAAUCUCAAAUGGCAGACUUCAUUGCAUGGUGAGCAUAUUCUCUCAGCUGCUUUCUUCCAUUCUGGUAAAAAGACUUGCUUAAACCCAGAGAAAAAAGAUAGUUUGUUCUACAAUGAGAAAUUUCAAAAUGUUAAAUUUGCAUGUUCUGUUAAACAAUUCGGAAGUAGGCCUGCAACUGGUGCUCUGCUGCUUACCUCGACUGGAUUACUAGCUGCUAUCAUAAUACCACAUUACACAUCACAGGCACCUAUGAUAGUAGCAACAGAAAGUUUAGGACCAACAAGGAUCUACAUAAAAACUGCUGAUAUUUGCUAUGGGAAAAAUGGUCACUUUUUGCUGGCCGUUAGCAGUGGCGAUAUUAGUAUGCCGAUCCAAUGUUAUAAAGUGUCUGUUCGCAAAAGCGAAGAUAAAUGUGUAAUAACAAGUGAAACAUUGCCAAGUUUCUUUCUCUCAGAAGGAAGUAAAGAAGUUAUAAUGGAAGUGUUUUUGAAAGAUAGAAGAUACGCGGAUUUGUUAAAUUUGAAUUGGGUGAUGAAAGAGGACGCUGAUUCAUUGGUAGUCGCUGUUGGAAACGAUUCUGGAAGCUGUUUACAAGUUUGGGAAUUAAGAGAGAAGGCGCUUCCGGUUCACGAAGUACUGGCAGAUACUGGAGAGCCUAAAUUCUUUAAUACUGUGCUGUGGCAGUUUCAAUGCAGUUUUCAGUACGGUCACAAAGUUAUGUCGUUGGCUACAAGUAAAAUGACUUUCCUUAAUACACUUUCGAGUAGUUAUAUUGUGGUUGCGUUUGCGGAUAAUUCUAUUCAUUGCUUGUACAGAGACACGUUGAAGUCGAUUUGCAAUAUAACGUUGGGCAAUUUACCUAGCGAAGAACAUUUUUCUAAAUAUUCCAGAUCUUCGCACAGAAUCCACACCAUCGAUAUGUCUUGGUUGGGAAACGUGUUAAUCGUUAUUGAUGCAGAUAGUUACAUCCAUGUCUUUAAAUUGCCACCGCAAAUAGAGAGCUCGACUCCUCUGAGCGUUCCUUACGCGACAACAAUGUUAGAGUAUUGCUUGAUGACUGGAUUGGAUUGGCUUGAUUUAUUGCUGGUUCUGAGAUCCGGUAUGUUGGAUCCUUUGUGCGAUCGUUUUACAGAAAGCUUCAAUAGACAACCAUCUUCAAUCCAACAAUAUUAUUAUAUCAAAUAUAUGUGUAUAAAAGCAUCACUUUACAGAUUGAGUUUACAAGGACAAAGCAAGGCUAACGAUUUGAUUCAGUACCUAAUGCUUCACAGCAUAGCCACGUCAUUCAAAAGUUUAUUAAGGCCCAGUGAACAGUGCAGCCCAGGAGAUUCAUUAUCUAGUGUAGUAACGGCUGAAGGUCAAAAUGACGUUGAUAAAGUUUUAAUGCAUUUGGAAGCCAAAGAAUUUACGGUGGAACCGUCGACGUUGCAGAGUCUUCAACAGUUGAUCCAAUGGGUUUCCGAUUUAGCUUUGAAUCUGUUGGUGAAACUGCCAGAUAGCAGACCAUCAGUGGCCAAAUCUUACGAACUUUUGAGAGAUAUAAAAGCAAUCAACACGCUUCGUGAGAUGUUAGUUCUGAUAAGGAUAUGGGGCUUACUUAGACCUGCCUGUCUUCCUGUUUUCAACAAAUCGGACUUCAAUUUGGAUGUAUUAGCUUUGAUCUUUAGAUUGUUGAGCAAAUUGGUGCAGAACGUUUCGGAACCCGAGGACUCGCUUAUCGACGAAUGUUGCUUGCUUCCGAGUCAAGUACAAGUGCAACAACUACAGUUACAAAAUAAUCGCGUCGUUUUGGCUUCUCAUCAAAUGUUCCAGCAACUUCUUCCACUUUCGCUUGAAUUUAACGUAGAACCUGAAUGUUUGAUAAGUUCUAAUGAUUCUUUCUAUGGCCAAACUGUUGAUAGCAUUAGACAUGUAUUUCUCGGUAGGAGUCCAAGAUGUAUUAAGCAAUGUGUUAGAUGCGGUUCAUCUGCUGGUAUAGUACCGGUAACCAGAACUGCUGCCAUCCGUGCGUGGGAUCAAAGAUGGUCAAAGUCUUGCCUUUGCGGUGGUCAUUGGAGGGUUCAGAUAACUCAUGGAUAAUUAAGUGUUAGUUUAUCUACGAUUUUAAUUAUAUAUUGUUUUGUUUCUUUUUUAAAACGUAAAUUAUGAAA